Anthonomus grandis grandis is the source of this 743-nucleotide messenger RNA. It is a transcript of the gene galla-2, whose product is annotated as MIP18 family protein galla-2. Gene Ontology annotation, cellular component: cytosolic [4Fe-4S] assembly targeting complex. The record is from RefSeq and is a predicted model, not a curated record. Lineage: Eukaryota; Metazoa; Arthropoda; Insecta; Coleoptera; Curculionidae. The annotation marks the transcript as partial. The transcript has 4 exons. Gene Ontology annotation, biological process: iron-sulfur cluster assembly.
ACCUGUCAAACUUUGACGUCACAGUCUAGUGCAGUAGACGUCAAUUAUUAUUAAAUUUUACUACUCUACACGCUCUUCAAUUAAUAAUUCCUCAUUCUUAUUUAGACACUCUAUAGAGAAAUUGCGAUAAAUUCUUUUAUAAGAACUGGUAGGUCUAUCUCUAGGGCAAAUGCUACAGCACCAACAACAACAAAACGUCAAAUAAAGACAGCUGUCAGGAGCGACAACACAACAGCUGACAGCUCAUUGUUUACACUAUAAUUGGUAUGCCGCUUGGUGACCAAUUGGAAAACCAGAACCCCACCCUCUAUUUAAAGACAGCCGAACGCCCUUUGACCGAUUGCGAGUUCGAUGACUCAGUAGCUGACGAGUUCGAUUCCAGGGAAAUUUUUGAUUUGAUUAGGACUAUCAAAGAUCCGGAACAUCCGCUGACCCUAGAGGAAUUGCAUGUGGUGCAAGAGGAUUUGAUCAGAGUCGAGAAGAAUGAUGUGCAGGUGCACUUUACCCCGACAAUACCCCAUUGUAGCAUGGCUACACUGAUCGGGUUGUCGAUCAGGUUUAAGCUUUUGAUGUGCCUUCCCACUCGGUUUAAAGUUUCGGUCAAGGUGACCCCCGGGACGCACAACGCGGAACUCCAAGUGAACAAACAACUGGCGGACAAGGAACGAGUGGCCGCAGCCACCGAGAACGUUCACCUGAUCAAAGUGAUCAACGAGUGCAUCAUAAUCCCCGACCGGCGUCGC